Phyllotreta striolata is the source of this 4311-nucleotide messenger RNA. The record is from the annotation of a GenBank genome assembly. NCBI's taxonomy places the organism in Eukaryota, Metazoa, Arthropoda, Insecta, Coleoptera, Chrysomelidae.
AGAAAACAGUACCGCGUGUCUGAAAUUUCUAAUGUCACUGUCACACAAGAUCGCCAAGGUAUUUCUACAAGCGUCGAGACGAAACAAUCCGCUAAGCGUAACGAAUAAUCUCGGCUGUUGCGAGAGCCGGCGCUGGAACGCCGUGAAAGUACCGUUAGGAAAGCGAAGUACGAACGUCCCUGGCCCUGUCCCCUUCAACAAGAGUCGUCGCUCCGAUCGCCUGCGCCUAACGCAAUCGGUCGUUGUGUCAGUGGGGCGACGUCAGCGCAGCGAGUGGACGAGCCGCAGAUACGCCAGCAGCGACAGCAGAGGACGAUACACGGUGGUCGAGAACGAGAACGAGAACAGCAGGAAAAUGCCGGAAGGAAAACCGUUCGAGAGGCUGCCGAAAAACGUGAGGCCCAUCCACUAUCGGCUGUCCCUCGUGCCCGAUUUGAAGGCGCUCACGUUCAGCGGAGAUGUCGCUAUCGAAAUUGAGGUUGUGAAAAAUACCGAUACCAUUGUACUUAACGCUUUAGACUUAAAAUUAGAGCGGGUCAGCCUGAGAGGCGACAAAUUGGUGAGCGCCGAGAAAGUGGAGCUGUGUCCCGACGAGGAAACGGCCAACAUCAAAUUCCCCACGGUCAUCGCGGCCGGCACGUACACCUUGGAUAUCGCCUUUACCGGCGAAAUCAACGACAAAAUGAAGGGGCUCUACAGGAGUAAAUAUGUGAACCAAACGGGUGAAGAGCGAUACGCCGCCGUGACGCAAUUCGAAUCUACCGACGCGCGUCGUUGUUUUCCCUGUUGGGACGAGCCGGCUUUGAAAGCCACGUUCGAUAUCAAUCUAACGGUACCCAAGGAUUUGGUGGCUCUGUCGAACAUGCCUGUGAAAACGAGCCAACCGCUCGGCAAUCUCGUCAAGUACGAUUUCGAGAAGACCCCCAUCAUGUCUACUUAUUUAGUAGCAGCGGUGAUUGGUGAAUACGAUUACGUUGAAGAUAAAUCGAGCGAUGGUGUGUUGGUGAGAGUGUACACGCCUAAAGGGAAGAAAGAACAAGGGAAAUUCGCCCUGGAAGUCGCCACGAAAGUACUGCCCUAUUACAAAGAGUACUUCAACAUCGCCUAUCCGUUGCCCAAGAUCGAUUUGAUAGCCAUUGCGGAUUUCAGCGCGGGCGCCAUGGAGAAUUGGGGUCUAGUUACCUACAGGGAAACUUGCUUGCUGGUGGAUCCCCAAAACACAUCGGCCCACAGCAAACAAUGGAUAGCUCUAGUAGUGGGCCACGAAUUGGCCCAUCAAUGGUUCGGUAAUUUGGUCACCAUGGAAUGGUGGACGCACCUUUGGCUCAACGAAGGUUACGCCUCGUUCGUGGAAUUCCUCUGCGUCAAUUUCCUCUUUCCCGAAUACGACAUUUGGUCGCAGUUCCUCAACGAUUGCUACAUCAAAGCCUUGGAAUUGGACAGCUUGAAGAACUCGCAUCCGAUCGAAGUGCCCGUGGGCAAUCCGUCGGAGAUCGACGAAAUAUUCGACGAUAUCAGCUACAACAAGGGCGCGUCGGUGAUCAGAAUGUUACAUCACUACAUCGGCGACGAGGACUUCAGGAAGGGCAUGCACCUGUACUUAACGAGGCACCAGUACAAAAACACCUUCACCGAGGACCUGUGGGCCGCUCUGGAAGAGGCCAGCAAGAAGCCGGUGAAGGACGUGAUGUCGACGUGGACCAAACAGAAGGGUUUCCCCGUCGUUAGAGUGGCUUUGAAAAGCCAAGGUACCACCAACACGUUGACUCUGACGCAAUCGAAGUUCACGGCGGACGGUUCGAAGCCCACCGACGAAGAUUACCUGUGGAUGAUUCCCAUUUCAGUAUCUACCUCGAAGAAUCCAUCCAAAGAAGUCGUCAGUACCGUUUUGACGACUCGCACCGGCGAAAUAGUCGUACCAGACAUUUCCCCCAAGGAUUGGAUCAAACUCAAUCCGGGCACGAUCGGUUUCUACAGGACCCAGUACUCCCCGGAGAUGUUGGAGAAACUGGUACCGGCCAUUCGGGAUCGAUCUUUGGCGCCUUUGGAUAGGUUGGGACUUUUGGACGAUCUAUUCGCUAUGGUGAAAGCCGGUCACACUAGUACAGUGGAGGUGUUGAAAAUACUUCAAGCGUUCGAAGACGAGCCCGAUUACAACGUUUGGUGUUCCAUCAACAACAUUUUGGGCAGAUUGGGACAAUUGCUCGGCCAAACCGAAUACAAAGACAGCUACGAUAAAUACCAGAAGAAACUGCUGAGCAAAGUGUACAAGAAACUGGGAUGGACCCAAAAGCCUGGUGAAACUCACUUGGACACGUUGCUGAGAGGUUUGGUGCUGGGCAGGCUGGCCUGGUUGGACGAGGAUCAUUCGAUCGGCGAGGCCAGGACGAGGUUCGCCAGCCACAUCAGCGGCUCGGACGUGUUGCCUGCCGAUUUGCGCAGCGCCUGCUACAAGACGGUCCUGCGGGCCGGCGGCCAGGACGAAUACGACACCCUGUUGAAGUUGUACAGAUCGAGCGAUUUGCACGAGGAGAAGGACCGGAUCAGUCGCGCGCUGGGCGCCGCCAAAGAUCAGGAAUUGCUGAAGAAAGUGCUCGAUUUCGCCAUGUCUGAUGAAGUGAGGUCUCAGGAUACGGUGUUUGUGAUUGCAUCGGUGGGUUUGAGCAGCUCGGGGCGAGAGGUGGCCUGGCAGUACUUCAAGGACAAUUGGGCGGUGAUCAAGGAGCGGUACAGCGGGUACUUGCUGACGAGAUUGGUGAAGUAUUUGACGGAGAAUUUCACGACGGAGGAGCGGGCGAAGGAGGUGGAGGCGUUCUUCGAGGAGCACAAGCCGCCCGGUACGGAGAGGACCGUACAGCAAUCGAUCGAAACGAUUCGAUUGAAUACGAAUUGGUUGAAGAGAGAUUCGGCCGCUAUUAAGGAGUAUUUGAAAUCGGUUUGAUUGGAUUAAUAUCGUUCAAUAUACAUUUGAAAUAUAACUAAAGAAUCUAAUAUAUUUGCAAUAAAUUUUGUUACCGAUAUAAAUAUACAUUGUGCUUCAUUCCAGAUCGCAACAUAGGCUGUAGGUACGAUAAAGACAACUUCUAUUAGACACCUAUAAAGGAAAAAGAAAGAGUGACAUUUGUGUAAUUGCACCCUUUCACUCUAACAACUGUAAUUUUAUUAAUCUUUCUUUGUUCAACUCAUAGAAUCGACCAUGUUGCGAUCUGGAUUGAAACAAUCGGUAUAUUGGCGCGAUAUAUAAAUUUUGUAUUGAUUUUUUAUUUGUAUCGAAUGCAUUUGGAUGCUCUUAAUAGACAUUUUUAUAGUUUAUAUCAUGUUUUGUUCACUUAAUUAGUUUCUCUUUCACUAAUAGAUGUUGAAACUUAUGCCAGUAACUGUACCUACAUUUUGUUAUUAAAGUAUUAAAGUUUUUGUAUUGUGUAAUUAUUAUGAUUAUAUUAGCAUAAUCGUAUUGUAGAGAAAAUAAUUGAUUACUUAAUAUACAGAUUGUAAAGUGAAUAUAUAUUUUCUCAGGUAAACAUUGUAAAAGUUAAAACUUCGUUUAUGUAAAAAUUAGAGAAUGAGUCAAUAAAGUAUCUCGAUUAACACCAACAAUAUAUCAAUUAAAAAAAAUUUAAUCAUCACAGAUACACUUAUCACACAAUUACACUUCCGUUAAAUAAUGUCCGCUUUUAUAACUGCUGGCUAUAAAUUUGGAUCGUACGAAUCUAUACACAGAUUCGAAUUUACUCUCGAAAUCCGCCAUCGAAACGGGAUGUCUUUUGCUCAUUAAAUUUAAGUAAAUUCCAAUCACUACGAUGAGACCAGACCAGGCAUAUCUGAAAAAAAUAUAUUCGUGAAAAAUUGUAUAAUGAACUUGUAAAAUAACUUACUGGAAAAUGAAUGGCUUGUUAAAUAAAACGAACGAUAUAAUUAUUGUAACAGCUUUUCGACAAGUAGUAACAGUAACUGCAGCAAAAGCUCCUGUUGUUCUUACUAGAGUCAAAACGAUUUGUAUACCCAAAUAUCCGGUUAUGGAAAAUAGGAACGCGUAUCCGUACAUCUUCUUGGGAUUCUGGAACAAAAUCCUGCGUAUAAAACAGUCGAUAAAUAACCCAUUUCAUACCUGAGAAUAAAAGUUAAUGCCAUCGCUGAAAUCUCCGGAUAACAACAUUACUACGAAAAUAUACAAAAACCCUAUUCCAUAUGAAUAUAGAACUACUUCGGCAUUGGCAGCUCCGUAAUUUUUCAUAGACUUUUCCUGAACGUUUCCUAUUAUCGCAUCACACAACAAUGCCAUUGAAAUCAUCGCUAUACCAGUGGUAUUAA